Molecule: messenger RNA, 270 nt
Organism: Linnemannia hyalina
Lineage: Eukaryota; Fungi; Mortierellomycota; Mortierellomycetes; Mortierellales; Mortierellaceae
Source: the annotation of a GenBank genome assembly
AUGUCCACUGCCUUCCUUCGCCUGACGCUGUUCACAAAGACAAACUGCGGUCUCUGCACCACCGCAAAGGAGGCCCUCACCCGCGUUCCCUUCCAGCUCGAUCAAAUCGAUAUCUAUGCACCUGGACAAGAGGCUGCCCAAAAGUACAUGUUUGAUGUCCCUGUUGUUGAGCUCAACGGCCGUGUCGCCAUGAUGCACAGAAUCGACGAGCUCAAGCUGAUCGACAUCCUUCACAAUGCCCAGAACAGCGACAGUCAGCAAAAGAAUUAG